Anolis carolinensis (green anole) is the source of this 3770-nucleotide messenger RNA. RefSeq names its product cochlin (gene coch). NCBI's taxonomy places the organism in Eukaryota, Metazoa, Chordata, Lepidosauria, Squamata, Anolidae. The record is from RefSeq and is a predicted model, not a curated record. The transcript is spliced from 12 exons. The coding region runs from base 371 to 2002 and encodes 543 amino acids.
CAGGCUGGCCCCCCGCGGCCGCUUGUUCUCCUCGGAGGCGACUCUUGCCAAGGGCUCCUCGCCCCACCCCGGCCUCCCAGUCCGCCCGUGCCUCCCCAAAGUGCUGCUCACGCGCCAGGGCAGGGUUUAAAGCCAGGGUCCCUUCGGCGCGCAGCUCCGGUCCAGGCAGAGAGGCACCUUGGAAGAGGAGGAAGAAGAGGGCGGCGGCGAAGUCUCUCUCUCUCUCUCAUUCUCCUCCAGCAUCCUCUGGCUCUGCCCGCUCCUCCCUUCGCACCUGUCUCCUCCGCCGCGGCUGCAAAAAGGCGCGCUUCUUGGUUUUUGGUGCCGGCUUCAGGAUCUGCCUCAGGUGCCUUUCGCCUCAGGUGCGGCCAUGGAGUUUGCCCUGCUCUCCUGCGGUCUCCUCUUUUUCGCCAGCCCCGCGAUGGCCUCAGUGCCCACUGCCAUUACGUGUUUCACAAGAGGGCUUGAUCUCAGAAAGGAUAGAGCAGAUGUCCUUUGUCCAGCAGGCUGUCCUAUGUAUCAACUCCAGGUCUAUGGAAAUAUUGUGUAUGCCUCUGUUUCCAGCAUCUGUGGCGCAGCUUUGCACAGAGGCAUCAUUACCAGUUCAGGUGGACCUGUAAGAGUACAAAUGUUACCUGGGCGAGAGGACUAUUCAGCAUUAUAUGCCAAUGGAAUCCAGUCCCAAGUGCUUUCUAGAUGGUCAUCAUCAUUCACAGUAUCUAGUAUCAAAAGUGGAGCACUGGAAGCUGCAGCACGGCCCAUUUCAACAGUACGCCCAUCCAUGGGUAAAAAACCCAAGAAGACUCUUGAGAAAAAGUCUGGCAACAAAGACUGUAAAGCGGAUAUUGCUUUUCUGAUUGAUGGAAGCUACAAUAUUGGGCAGCGUAGAUUUAAUUUGCAGAAGAACUUUGUUGGGAAAGUAGCGAUGAUGCUGGGAAUUGGAACUGAAGGACCACAUGUGGGAGUUGUACAAGCCAGUGAGAAUCCCAAAACUGAAUUUUACCUGAAAAACUUCACUACUGCAAAAGAUGUCUUAUUUGCUAUAAAAGAGAUUGGCUUCAAAGGAGGCAAUUCCAAUACAGGAAAAGCCUUAAAACAAACAGUACAAAAAUUCUUUUCUCCUGAAAACGGGGUACGGAAAGGUAUUCCUAGAGUCAUCGUAGUUUUCAUAGAUGGCUGGCCGUCUGAUGAUAUGGAACACGCUGGUAUACUGGCCAGAGAAUUUGGCAUUAAUGUAUUCAUUGUGUCAAUUGCAAAACCUGCACCUGAAGAACUUGGAAUGGUUCAAGAUCUUGGCUUUAUUGAGAAGGCUGUUUGUUUAAAUAAUGGCUUCUUUUCUUACAACAUACCAAGUUGGUUUGGUACUACAAAAUACGUGAAACCACUGGUUCAAAAACUUUGUGCUCAUGAGCAUAUGCUGUGCAGCAAAACGUGCUACAACUCGGUCAACGUCGCCUUCCUGAUAGAUGGCUCCAGCAGUGUUGGAGACAGCAACUUUCGUCUUAUGCUUGAAUUCAUCAGUAAUGUCGCUAAAUCAUUUGAGAUCACAGACAUUGGUGCCAAAAUUGCGGCUGUCCAGUUCACUUAUGAUCAGCGUACUGAGUUCAGUUUUACAGAUUACAUCACAAAAGAAAAUGUUCUUGCUGCUCUUCGUGGCAUCCGCUACAUGAGCGGUGGCACUGCUACUGGAGAAGCCAUUAGUCAUACUACCAGAAAUGUGUUUGGACCAGUGAGAGACGGAGGCAACAAAAAUUUCCUGGUGAUUUUGACUGAUGGCCAGUCUUAUGAUGACGUCCGGGGACCUGCUGUAGCUGCUCAGCAAGCAGGUAUCACCAUCUACUCUAUUGGGAUUGCUUGGGCUCCACUGGAUGAUUUAAAAGACAUGGCAUCUGCACCUAAGGAGACACACACCUUCUUCACAAGAGAAUUUACAGGACUGGAGCAGAUUGUUCCUGAUGUUGUUCGAGGCAUUUGCAGGGAUUUCCUGGAAUCCAAACAGUGAAUGCAAAGUUGCAAUACAUUACUCUGCAAAUGUGCUCCAGGAAUAACCAAAGAGGUGUCUUUGAGUGCAAGACAUUUUGUUAAUGUAGCAUAAUGUUGGAAGGGUAUGAGGUUACUUAAAAACAACUGUUUUUUAAAGGCAAAACUCCUAUUGAAGUCAGCAAAAUUUUUGCACAAAUAAGUAAUAAUUAAAAAUUGUCCCAAAUUACCAUGGUCCAUGUAUAUUUAAUAUACUUCAGUUAAAGUGAUUGAGAUCCUAUAGUUAAGAUUAUCCAAUGUGCAUUUUAUGUAUAUAGAGAAAAUAUAGAGCUGCUCUUAACAUCAAAUGACAUUACUGAGUCUCAUCACAUAUUCAGCUAAUCAUAAUCUCGAAUACAGUUUGACAAGUGGGAAAAUGCUACAGAGUGCUGUCAUCUGUGGUAACAAGAGAGUUGGGUAAACGUAGGCUUAUUAGAUAUUAUCAGCAUUACAUUUUAUAAAAGUAAAGCUGCUAUAUACCACCUGCAAAUCAGUUAACUGAUGGUACUUAGUUUCAUUAAUGUAUUAUUUCGAAGUAUUUUAUGUGAAGUAGGUAAAAAGGCUGUUCAUCAAUUAUGCUCAGCUAUUUUACACAUAGAGCCUAUCAAUCUGGCUACAACUGGAUCUUAUGGAUAUUGGUAUGUAUUCAUGUAUUAAACAUCUGUUUAAUAAUUUCUUAAUUGUAAAAAAAAUCCUAAAUUUUUACUUCCCUAUUGCAUACACUGAACUAAAUCCAAUAGUUAGCCUCAAGUAGUAUGAGACGUGUCAUGUUAAUUCUCAUAUUCAAUUGAUGGAGUGAAUCUUCCCUAGCUGGGACUAAUAAUGGGAUUUAGUACAUUGAUGUCUUCAAACUUUUGAAAAUAUUACAUAGAAAUAUUUUGCGGGAUUACUUUAAAUGGUGUUUGUCUAAUUGACUUCAAUGAAAUGAGAACAAUUUAAAUCUUGGUCUGCAAAAUUAAAUAAUCUGUGGACUAGGUUAUAAACCAGGCGUGGGCAAACUUUGGCCCUCCGGGUGUUUUGGACUUCAACUCCCACAAUUCCUAACAGCCUCAGGCCCUUUACUUUACUUUACUUUACUUUACUUUACUUAAGUGGCUGAGGGGGGAAAGGAAAGGGACUGAGCCUGUUAGGAAUUGUGGGAGUUGAAGUCCAAAACACCUGGAGGGCCAAAGUUUGCCCAUGCCUGCUAUAAACCAAAGUUUCCACCAAAAUCAAAUAAGAGAAAAUGGGUGUCCUCCUGCAAAUUCCAAACAAUUAUGAAAGGUGCAAAACGAAUAAAUAUUAUAGCUUUUAAUAGUAUUUUUGAUAAUAAUUUAUGAUUGUUGAUAUACUAAUCUAAAUAUAUUUUUCUUUGGUAUUACCCUGCUAAGUUUCCAGAUUUUUAUGUAGCAUAUGAAUCAAUGAGGUAUUCUAAGAAAACUUCAUUCAGAUUUUGCACAAUUUUUGAUAUGGAAAUACACUUUGAUUAACAGCUGUUAGUAUAUGAUGAGGGUGUUUUGAGCAACUCUGGAACUGUAAUAUUGUGUUUAGUCUACAAAGUGAUACUUAAAAGGCAAUAAUUAAUAUAAUUAAUUGCUGAAUCCUCAUAAGAAGCAAAGAAAAAUUAUAUUAUCUUUAUUUGAAAGCUUUGUAAAAUGUCUAGUAUCACAUGUACUAAUAAAAUUUCACUGUAAACUCUAUCAUGUUAUAAUCUCUACAAUUUACAAUUUGUACAAUUAAUUGCGAAAUUAAUAAAUUUAUUUACUAUUUCA